UUUUUUAUAAUUUUAUGAAAUAUAAAUAUUAAGUGUAUUUAGUUGGAUAAACAAUUUAAUAAGAUGGCUACAGCUAAAUCCGUUCAAUCUGGAUUUCAGCCAGAUUCGGAUGUGCACGUAGCUUUUGAAGAUCAACAAAAAAUUAAUAAAUUUGCUAAACAAAAUGCUAAAAUGGAAGAUUUGCAAGACGAGUUAAAAAGAAAACAGAAUGAUCUACAAAAUUUGAAGGAUGCUUGUGCUGAAAUUGAAUUAUAUGACGACGAUGCAAAAAUUCCAUAUCACAUUGGAGAAACUUUUGUACAGCAGGAUUUAACAACAACAUUGCAACUUUUAGAAGAAGGAAAGAAAAUUAAGGAAAAAGAAAUUUCAGCAUUAAAUGAAAAAUGUAGUGCUUUAAAAAUUAUUAUGAAUGACUUAAAGACACAAUUAUAUGCAAAAUUUGGAAAUCACAUAAGUCUAGAAGCCGAAGAAGAAUAAAGAGUAUUGUAUAAUUUUGAGUACUAUAUUAUCAAUAGCAGUAUAUUCUUAUAAUACAAAGGUUCAAAU
Ceratosolen solmsi marchali is the source of this 546-nucleotide messenger RNA. It is a transcript of the gene Pfdn4, whose product is annotated as prefoldin subunit 4. NCBI's taxonomy places the organism in Eukaryota, Metazoa, Arthropoda, Insecta, Hymenoptera, Agaonidae. The coding region runs from base 64 to 477 and encodes 137 amino acids. Gene Ontology annotation, cellular component: prefoldin complex; cytoplasm. The transcript is spliced from 4 exons. The record is from RefSeq and is a predicted model, not a curated record. Gene Ontology annotation, biological process: protein folding.